Saccoglossus kowalevskii is the source of this 2226-nucleotide messenger RNA. RefSeq lists its product as uncharacterized. The record is from RefSeq and is a predicted model, not a curated record. NCBI's taxonomy places the organism in Eukaryota, Metazoa, Hemichordata, Enteropneusta, Harrimaniidae.
AUGUUGUUGUUUCCAGAGAUCUUGGCGAAUUUUAAUGGACAAUUGGCAGAUAUAACAUCGAUUGAAGAAGAACUGAACUAUCAUGAAUCUUUUUGUAUGUGUAAUGAUGAUGAGACAUAUUCAAUGAUUGACUGUGACAAUAAAGAUUACAUUAUUAAAUGGGACCAUCAAGCAGAACAUGCAUAUCCUAAUGUAAGCAGUGAGAGGCCUGGCAGUGCAAAACCUGUGCCUCAAGGUGAAGUUGAAGUAAAAGGAAGUACAGCUAGAAUUGAGCGGGUUGGAAAGAAUGAAGAAGUAUAUAAAAAUCUCAUGGAAAGAUUGAAAGAUGUUAAAGAUCCAGAAAAGGAAGACUUUUGCUUUACAUUGUUUGAUUUUGGCGGGCAAGAAAUUUAUUAUAUUUCACAUCAGGGUAAAUUCUUGUACAUAAUUGUGACAGAUAUUUCCAAGAAACUGGAUGAACCCGUUACUGACCAAGAAGGGCAAUUAGAGAUUCGUCAUGAACUGGAAACAGCAAGGGACUUUAUUCUCUACUGGGUAAAUACAAUAUUGACAUAUGCUAUUCAAAGUAAAGAUAAUAAGUACCCGAAGAUAGUAAUUGUUGCAACUAAAGCAGAUAAAAUAUCAAAGAAAGAGGCUGUAACACGUCUGGAUGAAAUUAAUGAUUUUUUGUCAAACAUAAUUACCCACAAAAUAGCUGUGAAAAUCGAGGCCCUUUAUGCUAUCAACAAUAAGGUCCCAGAAGUGGUUUAUUCCAUCGAUGGCGGCGAUGAGAAGAGUGGCAGUAUUUCAUUGCUUAAAGAUAAACUCCAGAAGAUUUUAAAGUCGGAUUGGUUCAGGUAUGAAGUUAACUGCAAGUGGUUGGAGUUCGAACUUCAACUGAAAACCACAGUUGCUGAUACAAAGAGGCCUAUUAAAACAAUCAACGAGGCCCGUGAGCUAGCAAAUGAUAUUGACAUGAAUGAAGAGGACUUUAACAAGGCACUGGAGUUUUACUACAGUAUUGGGGAGAUGGUCGCUCUGGAAGGGGAAGUUGGUAUUAAGCCGGAGUGGUUUGAAGAGUUGUUCAGGAUUGUUAUCACCUGCGCAUUGGAUAAACAUCUUCCCCCAAAACAAAAAUGUUUCCUUAAAGUCUUACAAGAAGAUGGUAAAUUGAGCGAAGAGCUUUUGAAUGAAGCAUUGGAAACAAAGGAGAGGCGAGAAGAUAAGAGUAUCUUGAUUGAAUUAUUCAAGGAGUUUGAUAUUAUUUGUGAAGUAAAACAAUCAUCACCAGUACAACCAGGCAAGCGAAAAUUUAUAAUGCCAUGUAUGCUGACCAGCAACACAUCUAUUCUUCAAGAUAAACCCAACACAACAACAAGUCCUACUCUGCAUUAUCAUUUUCCAGAUAAUUUUCUUCCGAAUGCAGUUUUCCAUCAGUUAGUGGUGAGGUGUGCAUCUGUUUGGUCAGAUCAGCCGGUGUUAUACAAACAUGCAGCACAGUAUUAUUUGAACGCCACGACUAUCAUUACUAUAAAGAAGGAAGGUUCUGACAUAGUCUUGAAUGUGACAUUUGAACAUGACGAUCUGCAACACUGUGGUCCAGAAAUCAGAAAAGCUGUAGAUGAUAGCCUAAACGUAAUCAUCAAGAAAUACAGGCCUGGUUUAUCAUAUAAGCACAGUUUAAAGUGUCACUGUGGUAAACAUGAUCCGUCAAAUACUAGAGAAGAUGAUGGAUGUGUUGUCUUUGGCUCCUCGAAAGAAGAUGAGUGUUCUUGUACUACACAACGCCGAUGCCCUAAAGGGAAUCUAUUUAAACCUCAUGACUUGUCAUUCUGGUUUAACACAACUAAUCCUAUUACAGCUGCUGUCAGAAGUGAAUCACCGAAUCAGUGUACUCCCACUAAACGUCAAAGACUCACAGAUACUGAAAACGGCGCCUCUUCGUCAACGAGCCCAGCAGUUUCAAGAGAAGUAGAAUUCGGGAAGAUGCUCAUUGGUAUUGCUGAGGAAAUAGGGAAAGAAGAAUUGAAAAAAUUGAAACAGCUAUGUGGUAGUGUUGUUUAUAAGCUGAUACCAAAGGGUGAUUUAGAGAAAAAAGAAACUGCAUUUGAUGUGUUUCAAUGUUUGUGUGAACAAACCAAAAUCAGCUAUGACAACACAAAAUGGUUGGAAAAAUUAUUAAAUGAGAUAAAGAGGAAAGAUCUGGUGGAGACAUUUGUACUGCCAUAUUUAUCAAAGAAAUAUUAA